Molecule: messenger RNA, 2274 nt
Organism: Phytophthora nicotianae INRA-310
Lineage: Eukaryota; Oomycota; Peronosporomycetes; Peronosporales; Peronosporaceae
Exons: 1
Coding region: 1-2274 (757 amino acids)
Source: RefSeq, a predicted model, not a curated record
AUGAGUAGGGGGCGUAAACACAAGGACGACGAUGAUCAGGAUGGGGACUGGGCGACGGAGUACUACAAAGAGCAACAUCUGGAACACCAAGGCUGGUCGGUACUUUUCAAGCCAUCGGUCAUUGGUGCCACCUUGGCUGUGGCCGGGCGAAUCGUUAUAUGGCCACUUGCGCUGUUUAUAGUGUUCUUGUCCACUGGAUACCUCUCGAAGGCGACAGUUCUCAAGCCUGUCGAACAAAGUAUCUUCGCAUUCAGCGAGAAUGAUCUGACGAUGGCUGCUGGAUGUACUGGUUGCUUAGGUCCCGUUAAGAUCUGCAUGGUUAAGUACAGUUUGCUUGGACAAGAUGCGAUCAUGAGUGCGACGACGUUCAAGGACUUCGCGGGCCGCAAAGCGGACGAGUCGCUGUAUGAUUUCAGCGUGUUAACCGAAGAAAACCUCGCAGUCGGAGCACGGUUGGAUGCCAAUGGAGCAACUUGUCAAAGUGGCGUCAACGAAUUCGGAGCCAUGACAGUAGCUGUUGCGAGCACUGCUAGAGAUAUCCUAGACCUCGUCUUGACAAUGAAUAUUAGUAUCGCGCCGCAAAUGAUGCGCGAGAUCGAAAUCGCAGUGGAAGGCAAAGCUCCGUGCGAGUCGGGGUGGAAUAUCCACGGUGUUUCACGGCUGUACAUGUAUCCAACGACCAAGGGGAGCGCCAACUUCGCAAGUAUUCCAGCGAUGGACGUAAAUUUAUGGCCCGACUACACUGAAUGCCGUCCUGAUGUGCCUAUGAGUGAUAAUCUGGUAGGCUCCAAGUUGGCGCUCGCGACCGAUGGUGAAGAUCUCUUAGCUGUCGUACCCGACAUAUUAAAGCUGUUCCCUUACAACUUUGACAGUAGUCUACCCCCGGUUUCGCGGGUCGUCGCUGCAGGACCUACCAAAUAUGGCUUUCCUACUGUGCUACAAGGUCUUAUGAGAGCAUACUAUGGAGGCUGCCGUGUACGCGCUGUCAAUACUUCCGGCGUCUACGUGGAAGACACGUGUGGGAUUUCAAAGCGGUGGCUCUCGUAUGGACUCAUGGUACACGCUCCAGACGACAUUCCGUUCUGCACUACCGGCGACAUUUGCAUUCGUAACUUGUACAACUCACUGUGGGAGUGGCGGCCGUACGUUUUCCCGGAAAGACCAGAACGUCUCGCCAUGUUCCUCAAUACUUUCCGAAGUCGGUACGCUGACAAGGUCGCCUUAAGCGUGCUACCAGGAGUUGUCGUGAUGCAAAUGCUCCUUAUGGGUGUCAUCAGUCUCUACCAAGUGAUGUCGCACAAGCGAUCAGUUCUUCUAACGCAGGUGUGGGCCUAUCGCUGCCAGAAUGGUCGCAUGCAAGUGGUCUACCUGGCACAAGUCACGUACCACAUCAUUUACAACUCGGAUCUGUACAUGAUCGGGCUUGGAACGGGCACAUUAACUACUGAAUCUGUGGUGAACUUGACAUGCUCCAUCUUCGCAUUCUCCUACGCUUUCGUGAACUUGGCUAAGGCGCGUUCCGGGGAUCAGCAAUUGGAUCGCCACUUCCGUCUCACGUGGGAAACGAUGCAGAUUGUCAUCACGUCUGGUGUGGCUGUGUUUCUACUGUCUCUACAAUCGUCACCGCUAGAGUUCCUCAUCUCGAUGAACAGUGAACUACUACGAAAGACCUCGACCAGAGGCGCCAAAUACUGCGGUUUAAACGACGCAUGUCUAGUCUUCAAGAUGAACUUGAUCAUCUUCAUUGUCAUUUUUUCUAUCGGUCUUGGUCUUGUGGCUGCGAUAACGUCAUUCGUCAUUAAGCGUUCAAGUCCAAGGGUGAAAAGUGUAGUGCGCUCGGCUAGACUUUCUCGCAUCGGACAAAGCAGCAGCAACGUAUUGAGCAAGGCUGGUGGGUCCACACUAAAGCAAGGAGAGCAUGACCAACUCACCUCGUUCGAGAGAAAUUGUCUGGGCUCGAAGUUCAACAAACUCUUCCGCGAUUGCGAUGAUAUGGCAUACGUCAUGUACAAGGGCAAGCGUUGCACGACGGUCGAAGCGCUGCUACUCACGGGUUAUCUAUACUACGGCGACCAUAUCUACCAGGCGUCCUCUGUCAUGAUGUUGCUAGUAGCACGUCUAUUACCUCGAAAGAUGCUUCGUACCUUUAACGUGCUGCUUCUACGAUGGUACUUGGACAAACGAACAGGAAUUCUCAGUGAGGUCGUUUCGUGCACAUGGUAUGCUGCUAGCAAGGAGAACCACAAGCUGGCGGGUGCUACACCGGUGGCGUGA